AUGGACUCUGCAGAAGAGCAGCCGACGCUGCAUGAGACGCUAAACCUACUGCAUCAAGCAUCUAGAACGACAGCAAAGCAACGUACAAUCAAGGUAUCUAGUAUAGUCGAUGUCAUCUGCCGUUACGCCUCAGAGAAUGGUCUUGACCAGGAUGCUCUCCGAGACAUUGUUCAGCUCGCGUCGGUGAAGACAUCACUAGACCAAACAACCAUCACGACCUUGAUCAAGAACCUUUAUCCAUCUCAAAAGGUCCCAAGCGAUGUUGUCAUCACCAUUGUUGGUGCUCUUGGGCAGGGCAAGGGCAAACCAUCGCCAGGUACACAAGACAGCCUUGUAAAGUGGCUUAUUAUCAUUCACGAGAUUAUCGAAAGCUCGACAGUGCUAUCUCGCUUGUACGGCGUGCUGUUUGGCAUGCUUGAUAUGAUUAGCAUAAGGACUUCCGUGUGCCAUUUACUCUCCCUCAUCACUCGCAGAAAGCACGUGAAGCCAUUCCGGAUACAGCAACUGCUUGAGCUAUCUCGCGGCCUCGGCAAUGAACCAGCACUCCAAGGUCUUCUCCGUGUUUACAAGGAUUACUAUCCAGAUAUCAUUCUUGGCAGCACGUCCACGAGCCGAAAGUCGUUCGCUCCACGACCGGAUUCCGAAUGGCAAGCCAGAAUCCUCGCAAUCCAAGAGGCCAGCGUGGCGGAAGAUGACUCUAACGCGGAUAGGCAGCACGGGUUCAAGGUGCUACGAAGGAGAACCAAAGGUAGCAAAGAAUCGAUGAUUCCAGACGUGCAUACCUAUCAUGCGACAGAGAACUCGGUAACCCUCGAGGGUAUUGAUGGUGUGGACGACUUUGUCGAAAAGCUCGACAGGAUAGAGCCACCGGGUCAGCUGGUAGCAGUCCUCACGGACCCACUACUACAGAAAUACAUCGCCCUCAAGCCAUCGCCGAUCAACACCGCUCGACUGAGGACGUGGCUCGCAGCAUGUCUAGAAGAACAAUUCGAGGAAUACCGACAAGGCACUGGAAACGCCCAACACCUAUCUGAGAUCCUCGAUGGGCUACUGAGGUACGCUCGAUUCACGAAGAAACUACAUCGUCCAGCACGAGCCUUUCUCCUCAAAUAUCUGCCGGUAUGGAACGGACAGCAAGAUCGUGCUACUGUGUUGGGGCUUGUCCCCUACCUCCAAGUUUAUGACUUCAACGCGGACUAUAGAUCCUAUUUCAAGCAUAUUGAAUCUGCCCUAGCAACCCAGGGAAUCUCAGCAUACGCGACGCUAGUCGACUUCUACACAGCCCUACUGGUAAAUCAGAUCAACAUGACUUCCACAGGUUCCGAAGACAUACGAGAAGCGGGCCAGGAAGUAUUGGAAGACAUGAUGGAGCAUGUGAGGGACUUGUUCACCUCGGCUCUUCUGUCCGUCCCACAAGGUUCUGGCAUCGACCUCACAUCGUCCAUCCUCUCCUUCUAUGAACACGUCAGCGCCUCCUCGAACCCACACAUCAUCCCGAUCCAUUUACCGCCUAUGCAUCUUGUCUACCUGCUCGCCCAAGACACGUCCGCGACGACUCUUUCCCGCAUAUGCGGCAUCAUCGGCACGUACAAGUCAGCCUUUGACGCGCAUCCCAAGCCAGUCAAAGUAUAUUACCCACCAGAAGUUACCGAUACGUUCAACCAGUGUCUGCGCGACUUGUACAACCUCGUAUGGGUAUCUCGCGGCCUUGUUGCGCAAAAGGACAAGUCAAAGGGCUUGUACUGCCAUGACGGACUUCGCUCCACACUCGACAACUACCUAAAGACUGUGGACCGAAACUAUGCUAUUGCGGGUGCGUUUACCUUGUCAUUCAAUCCGUGCUUGACGUCGCUCUCUGCUGCGGCGUGGCGUGCGAUGGAGAGGUGGGAAAUUGACAAGGUGGGCGAGGGAAUGAUCAACAAGUAUCACACUGGACCUGUUGGUGAGAAGAGCCUGGCAUUGCUUAAGAAGGAGGGUGGUGUGGGCGUGGACUGGGAGGGUGCAAAUGGGUACAAGGUCUUUGUGUUGCAGUGGUUGAAUGAGAGAGGGUUGGGUGGGAUCAAGGAUUUGAUGUUUGCUACUGUUACCAACUUGAAGAAUACGGCUUCUGGGUAG
This is a messenger RNA of Alternaria arborescens, 2115 nucleotides long. RefSeq lists its product as hypothetical. Gene Ontology annotation, cellular component: cytosol; nuclear body; kinetochore. The transcript is spliced from 6 exons. NCBI's taxonomy places the organism in Eukaryota, Fungi, Ascomycota, Dothideomycetes, Pleosporales, Pleosporaceae. The record is from RefSeq and is a predicted model, not a curated record. The coding region runs from base 1 to 2115 and encodes 704 amino acids.